This is a messenger RNA of Boleophthalmus pectinirostris (great blue-spotted mudskipper), 1330 nucleotides long. RefSeq names its product mucin-3B. The record is from RefSeq and is a predicted model, not a curated record. Bases 135 to 1301 code for a protein of 388 amino acids. The transcript has 9 exons. NCBI's taxonomy places the organism in Eukaryota, Metazoa, Chordata, Actinopteri, Gobiiformes, Gobiidae.
CAACAACAAUUCUGAACACAGCCAUUUCUCAAGCAACAAGUCAAAGUUUGUCUUCUACUGCUGUUACCUCAACAACUGGGCAGAAAUCUUCAACAAUUACAUCAGAGACAUAUUUGACAACAGCCACAUCCACAAUGCACCAGGUGACUUCAAGACCAACCACUCAGCCAUCCACAGAAAUAUUACAAACAAGUUCAAAUGACCAGACAUCAUCAAAAUCAUAUUCCACAGGUCUUUCUCCACAAACAUUUCCUUCAACAUCAACCACCUUGCAGACAAUAACAUCUCAUGUCAUUACUGAAGCACCAUCAUCGGUCUCAGGUCCAUCAACAACAGGGCAAAAAUCUUCAACAAUCCCAUCAGUUACUUCUGUACCAACGACAAAUGAAGUGACAACAACUGCUAGCUGCUCAGAUGAUGUGUAUGGUCUAAACUGCACCUAUGGUAUUAAUAACACCCAGCCUAAUAUUGACACUGGACGACUACCAACUCGCAAAGUAAAUAUUACUUUGGUUAUAAACACUACUUUCAUCAGUGACUACUUGAAUUUAAAUUCUCCAAAAUCCAUUAGUUUCAUCAACAUAUUAUUAUCACAGUUAGAACCACUGUGCAGAAAAGCAGAUCCUUAUACCUUCAAAUCUAUACAAGUCUUCAAACUAGUUUCUGGGUCUGUUAUAGCAGAGACUGAAGCCCAAUACAGCUAUGUAAACAGCGACUCUAAAAUCCAGUAUGUCAACAACCAACUGGAGGAGGUUUUGAAAUUGAUCCUAAAUGAUACAACAAACCUCUACAACAUUGGAAAGGCAUUUAAUAGUACAGCACCCACCCAGUUGCAAGCAGUGACAUUUGAAUCACCUCCAGUUAGAAGUAUUACUCAGUUGGAACCUUACAUCAGCUGCACAUACUUUGCUAACUACACUCCGGAGGUCAUCAAUGGUAGUUGGGAGUGUGUUGGGCCGUGCAAGACAACUCCAUACUACUGCAAUCACCACGGAGACUGCUACAAUCAGAUUUACCUUGGACCAAUAUGCUUCUGCUAUAGUUCGAGUAUUCGGCAUUACUAUGGGCCGCGCUGUGAGCUGUCCAGCUGGGGUCCAGGUUUCUAUGGGGCUCUGUUUGGGUCAUUGGCUGGUGCUUUCCUUCUCCUCUGCAUGUUCAUCAUCGCUGCUGCUGUUUACAGAAGGCUAAGGCGCUCUGGAAGUUGGACAAGGAGAGAUAGUUUUGACAGACGACUAUCUACUUUUGAAGAAGACUUUUUUGAUUACAGAGGACACCACAACUUGAGAUUCUCUCGCAUAUAAUUGAAUCUCCAGAACUAAUUAAAAAUAAU